This is a messenger RNA of Rosa chinensis, 1592 nucleotides long. RefSeq names its product 1-acyl-sn-glycerol-3-phosphate acyltransferase BAT2, chloroplastic. Gene Ontology annotation, cellular component: membrane. The transcript is spliced from 8 exons. Lineage: Eukaryota; Viridiplantae; Streptophyta; Magnoliopsida; Rosales; Rosaceae. The record is from RefSeq and is a predicted model, not a curated record. Gene Ontology annotation, molecular function: 1-acylglycerol-3-phosphate O-acyltransferase activity. Gene Ontology annotation, biological process: phosphatidic acid biosynthetic process. Bases 308 to 1300 code for a protein of 330 amino acids.
CUGGUUACAUUUAAGGGGCAGACCGAGAGAAAGCAAAAGCUUUGGUCAUAGCCAAACUCCGAUAUCUUCAAUAUAGAGACACAAGAACACAACCAAUAAACAAUCCAAAAUAUAAAAAAGGGUUCCCUUCAAUCUCAUCUCACAUUUGCUCCCCAAACUAUAAACCCUAAUCCCAAAUUUCCACAAAACUCAAAAUUUCCGGAUUCUAUUCUUCUAAUGGAAGUCGCUUCUCACCCUGCUCAUUCUAUACUCUGUUACAAGCAAUCCAGGUUGCCAUCAACGUCGUCUUUGUUGCCGUUUAUUCAUAAUGCAGCUGUUCACUCACAAGGGACUAACUAUUGGGUGCUCUCCGCGCAGACGUCCCAUUUUGGGAAAGCUUAGUAAUUCUGCUUGUCAUAGCGUUUUAUGCAUUCCAAGGAAGCCGGUUGGGAUAUCAUGGUGUGACGUUGAUGCCAAAGAGGAGUUUGUCAGACCUUAUAAUGAUGUCAGAUUGCAUAACCAGCAUAAAUUGUCCAGGCAUACAGUUGUACAUUGUGGACUUGUUGAAACUGGAACCCCUGAUGAAGCCUUACCAGAAGUAAAUAUGGUCUCAAAAGUUAGGGGGCUGUGCUUUUAUGCCAUUACUGCCUUUAAUGCCAUUUAUCUCUUUGCACUGAUGGUAGUAGCGCAUCCUUUUGUCCUGUUGUUGGAUCGAUAUAGAAGACGAGCUCAAUUUUUUAUUGCCAAAGUUUGGGCCACUUUUGCUGUUACUCUGUUUCUCAAUAUCAAGUUUGAGGGACUGGAGAAUUUGCCUCCUCCAGAUGUUCCUGCUGUAUAUGUUUCUAACCACCAGAGCUUUUUAGACAUAUAUGUUCUUCUCACUAUUGGGAGACCCUAUAAGUUUAUUAGCAAGACUAGCAUAUUCCUCAUUCCCAUUAUUGGGUGGGCCAUGUUUCUACUAGGCGUGAUUCCUUUAAAGCGCAUGGACAGCAAAAGCCAAUUGGAAUGUCUUAAACGUUGCAUAUAUCUUCUCAAGAAGGGGUCCUCUGUCUUUUUCUUCCCUGAGGGAACACGCAGUAAAGAUGGAAAAUUAGGGGAUUUCAAGAAAGGUGCCUUCAGUCUUGCAGCAAAGACGAAUGUGCCAGUGGUGCCUAUUACUCUUAUAGGAACUGGGAAAAUCAUGCCUGUGGGAAAGGAGGGUAUCUUGAACACUGGACCUGUUAAAGUUGUUAUACAUAAACCUAUAGAAGGAACUGAUACAGAAACACUGUGCAGAGAAAGUAGAAACAUAAUUGCAGAAGCACUCAAUUGUCAAGGCUGAGAUUUCUUCUGCCACUUGUCUGUUUGGUUCAUAUGGUUCUAGACUCGUUCCUUUGCUGUGAAUGGAAGUAACAUAAUCCAAAAGAGAAAGCAAAUAAAAUUUGCAGCAGAGUUUAAAUCUGUGGGUUGCAGCUGUUCAAUGACUUCAAUCCCACAUUACAAACAAUCGCCAGCUAGAAGAAAAUGUCUUCACCCGAAGGGCCAAUUAGAAGCCAACUCUGGGCCGGCCCCAAGUCCAAACCUGGUGGCCUCAAUUUGUUGUCAACAUUUUCAUUCUUGUUUCUAACGCAUUG